Messenger RNA from Erigeron canadensis, 832 nucleotides. RefSeq lists its product as uncharacterized. NCBI's taxonomy places the organism in Eukaryota, Viridiplantae, Streptophyta, Magnoliopsida, Asterales, Asteraceae. The coding region runs from base 80 to 694 and encodes 204 amino acids. The transcript has 2 exons. The record is from RefSeq and is a predicted model, not a curated record.
UUUAGCGAAGAAGGAUCUCAUCUCGAGCCUCGAGGUACAGUCGUUCAGAAGCUUAUCGCUCAAUAAACCUCCUAAUAGGAUGUCAACGACGGAAAAUGGUAGAGACACAUCACCUAGGGCUGUCAGUUUUAGAGAUCGUUACAUGGAGUAUUGUGUUGACGCCAUGCCCGAGUUCCAUGGAGUAUGUGACCCUAUAGCAGCGAUGUUGUGGAUUACUAAAAUGGAGUUAAUAUUUGAUGCCCUUGAGUCUGAUGAUGAAGAGAAGGUAGCCUUUGCUGUUUCUAAAUUGACACACAAAGCCCUGUUUUGGUGGGACAACGUCAAGGAUGCAAGUGGUCCCGAGACUGCAAGAAAGAUGACAUGGAGUCAAUUUAAGGAAGUUUUUAAAGAGGAGUUUCGACCGAUGAUCAGGGUGAUGAAACUAGUAGAAGAGUUUUUCACAAUCAAACAAGGUAGUCGAACAGUGCAGGAGUACAUAUCACGUUUUGAGGAGCUGUGGUGGUUUAUUGAGUCCCAUGUUACGCCUGAAGAGCUAAAGACAUGCUUGUUUGUGAAAGGUUUGAAGGCCAACAUUCAAAAGUUCAUCUCUUCAAAGGACAUGACUAGUUUUCAGACGUCGGUGAACGCUGCAUUAGCAAUUGAAAGUAGACAGAACAGAGAGAUGGAAGAGAGGAGUAACUGCAAAAGAUACUAGGGUCUGGUGAAUGUAGUUAUGUUUCUUAGGGAUGUUUGAAGGAAAAUGUUCCAGUCCGGGUCAAAAUGCAGUAUUACAUUCUAAAAAAGUGUGCAUCUCUUAUGGUUUAUGACUAGUUCAGUUGUUUGGCUAAUUGUA